GUUGGACAUUAAAUAUAAACGAAUCCUGUCCGUCUUUGAACAAAACUCAACAAGAGAAAAACGACAUCUCUACGGAUUAAGGUCGGCGCAUUCUAAAAUGACAGAAAAAAGUGGCAGCCUCGAUGUGAAGAAUUACGUUUCCUGUGCAACUUCCUUGACAGAUUACUCCAUAAUCAGAAUCAAUGUCUCUGGUAAGAAGUACCAGACUUACGAGUCAACUCUCCAACGCUAUCCCGACACGCUUCUCGGCUCCCCCCACACGCGGGAACCUUACUACGACAUCACGAAAGGAGAGUAUUUUUUUGACCGUCAUCGCAGUUGCUUCACAUCCAUCCUGUACUAUUAUCAGUCAGAGGGAACACUUAUUCGACCAGUGAAUUUAUCCCCUGACGUGUUCAUGCAGGAGUGUUGCUUCUUUGGCAUCGGUGAAGAAGCUCAGAAACUUCUUGGCUUUGAUGAAAUGGAGGCCGAUGAACUUGAGGAUGAACUACCACAAAACAAAUACCAACGAAUGCUUUGGGAAGCAUUUGAGAUGCCCACUUCAUCUUGGGUUGCCAGAAUACUGGCUAUCAUCUCACUCGCCGUAAUAUUAAUAUCAAUUGUGGUCUUCUGUAUCGAGAGCUUGCCAACUUUGAAGGGAAUGCAAGUUUGGUUUGUGAUCAGCGCCGUCUGUAAUACUUGGUUUACGCUCGAAUAUUUACUCAGAUUUGCCGCUGCUAAAAAUAAACUAAAUUUUGUGAAAGGAACUCUCAAUAUCGUCGAUGUUCUGUCCAUUUUGCCGUUCUAUAUUGAUCUCAUCACGAGGAGCCUGAAUGCAAAAGGUGGAGCGGUGGAGGUUCUUCGUGUUCUGAGGGUUGUUCGUGUUGUACGAAUAUUUAAACUCACACGGCAUUCCAGAGGAUUAUAUAUUCUUGGUCAUACUCUGAAGUCGAGUCGAAGCGAAUUAUUUAUGUUGCUGUUGUUUAUGAUAAUGGGAGUGAUUCUGUUUGCAAGUGGCGUGUAUUAUUUUGAAAAUGAAAAAAAUUACGAGCAAUUCCCCAGCAUUCCACAUUCCUUCUGGUGGGCCAUUGUUACUAUGACAACCGUAGGAUAUGGUGACCUAAGCCCGAUGACUCCCGGUGGUAAGUUUAUCGGAGCGAUGUGCGGAGUGUCCGGUGUUCUUGCUAUUGCUCUUCCCGUCCCUGUCAUCGUCAGCAACUUCGAGUACUACUACAAGGAGGAGCUGGCCCGACAGAUUGCCGAGCAAGCCCGGCAGAACAGGAAGGCCCGCGAGGAAGCCUCGAAUCAUCUCCCGGUUCAAAUGCCUCUGACGCUGUCGAGCUCAAACAGUAACAUUGAUCAAGAGAUACUGGAGUUGAAAGGAGUGAAACCUGCGCAUAGCAGACAGGAAGUUCAUGGGAAUCAUUAUUCGAAAUUGUCGCCGAAAACUACGCCAAGUACACCUAGAAAGAGCGUUGAGACGACCAUCUAGUUGGUGGCAAGAAAAACGUUUCGAGCAUCGGGUCAAUGGAGGUUGAAAGUUGUACAACACGCUGACAAGGUUUGUGUCAAUAGCAAGGUUCAGAUCGCGCUCGUGAUUGGUUGAUCUGAUAGAGAUAUCGCAUUUGAUUGGUUGAUGUGUCCUUAAAGGUUGGGGUAGUGCAAGUCUGAACCUCGCUGCUAUUUUUAAAAAAAAGCUGAAACGGUGAAAAUCUUUAACCAUCUUAACUGUCAACAACUGUCGCAAUUGCAAUUCAAAAGCUUGGAUUGACCAUUAGAUUGGCAGCAACUCUAUAACGUGACGAUAUAUUGAAACAACGAAAAAUUCUUUUCCAAACAGAUCUUUUUUACAGAUACACAUCCAGUCUUCAGACGCAACCCAGGUCAGCGUGUUGUGACAACUGCAUGUCAUAGAACACUCG
This is a messenger RNA of Dendronephthya gigantea, 1901 nucleotides long. RefSeq names its product potassium voltage-gated channel subfamily A member 6-like. Gene Ontology annotation, cellular component: membrane; voltage-gated potassium channel complex. Gene Ontology annotation, biological process: protein homooligomerization; potassium ion transmembrane transport. The transcript is spliced from 5 exons. Gene Ontology annotation, molecular function: delayed rectifier potassium channel activity; protein binding. The record is from RefSeq and is a predicted model, not a curated record. NCBI's taxonomy places the organism in Eukaryota, Metazoa, Cnidaria, Anthozoa, Malacalcyonacea, Nephtheidae. The coding region runs from base 98 to 1471 and encodes 457 amino acids.